Cylicostephanus goldi is the source of this 777-nucleotide messenger RNA. NCBI's taxonomy places the organism in Eukaryota, Metazoa, Nematoda, Chromadorea, Rhabditida, Strongylidae. The record is from the annotation of a GenBank genome assembly.
AUGGGUCUCGCAUGCGGUCAAGAUCCGGACAUUGUCAGGACAAUAUGCUCCUGGAUCAAACAAGCUGUAAAGAUUCCUUUCUUCCCUAAAAUGACUCCUAACAUCACCGAUAUUCGAGCAAUAGCUGCAGCAGCUAAAGAAGGCGGUGCGAGCGGAGUUACUGCCACAAAUACCGUGUCCGGCUUGAUGCACAUGAAAGCGGAUGGUACUUCUUGGCCAGCAGUUGGUGAAGAAAAAAGGACCACUUACGGUGGAAUGUCCGGCUCGGCAAUUCGUCCUAUAGCCCUCAAAGCAGUUUCAGCCAUAGCAAGAGAUUUGAAAGGCUUCCCUAUCAUGGCCACUGGUGGCAUAGAGAGUGCUGAGACUGGACUGGCAUUCCUCAACGCUGGAGCUUCAGUUUUACAAGUUUGCUCUGCUGUACAAAAUCAAGACUACACCGUUGUGGAAGACUACUGCACUGGCUUACGAGCACUUCUCUAUUUGAAAGCAGCUCAAUCUUUGCAAAGCUGGGAUGGACAAAGCCCGCCUGUCGAAAAACAUCAGAGGGGCAAACCUGUUCUCCUCAAAGAUUCAGUAAGGGAUCUUUCAGAUGAGCCAUCAGCACUGAUGAUUUGUUUACAGAGAAUACCGUUCUUUGGAAAUUACCGUGAUGAGCGUGAAAAACUCGAGAAAAGCACAUUCACCGCUCCUGUGUCGAUGACUGGGGAUUUCGCAUCUCGUCCAGACAUGCCUGUUGGAAAGAUUCCGACAGUUCACGUAUGUUUCGCCUUUUUUUGA